GCAUUCGCUUGCGGCAAUAGCAACACUCGGAGGUGACUUUCAUUUUCACUGUUGCAAAGAACAAAAACAAAAGAAAAGGACAACGAAGAUUUCUGAAAAUUCUCUUGGUUUACGCGCCCCGUCAUUGCAUUAAGUGCUAGGACGGCGUCGAGGAAAGGCAAUCAGUCUGCUCGCGUGGGAAGAAGUCGUCAGUAAGGUCACUCUCAUCGCCAAAAUCAAGGACUCAUCAUGGCGACCGAGAAGAAAUGGUUGUGGAAGGCCACCAUGGCGGAGAAGUUCUUCGAUGCGUCCAACCGGUAUCAGACCUUCAUGGUAAGUUACCAGCUGACCGUCGCCACCGCCGCCCCCCUUCUCGAGGACCAGGUUGCCACCGCGCUCUCACACCUCUACAGAAAAACGCCCAAUUUGAGAGCGUGCUUUGACCAGCGGGACGGACACACCUGGCUCAGAGAGAUGACACAAGAGAAUGUUGAUUUUGAGAUGUUGCCAGAAACCGCAUCAGCAGCCGAGACAUUGCAAAAUCUGAGGAAUUACCACUACGACUCCAACACGGGUCCCUUAUGGUGUGCCAAGCUGCGGUCCGGGUCUCCCUCGGAAGGCGCGGCGAACGAAAUGCGGGGUUUCCCACAUCUGUACACAUUCUUCCUUGGCUUCCACCAUGGAAUUACCGAUGGCACAAGCACCAUGAAGAUCUGCGGUUUCCUGGUCCAGCUUCUUAACGACGUAAUUUCCGGGAAGACUAUCGAUGACGUCGAACAAUUCGGCAUUUUCAUCUCCGGCGAAGUGACGCAGAAGAUCGUGGACGAGCGCGUUGCCGCCAUGAAGGCAGACCCGGAGACCCUGCAGAAGAUGAUAGGUGAGUCGGAGGCGCACAAGAGCGAUUGUUCUAUAUUAAACCUGACUUACAGAGACGCGAAAGAGGAAGAGUGCAAUACCAAGUAUGUAACACGAGACUUAGACGUAGAUACAACUAGCGCCUUCUUUAAGAAGAGUCGUGCGGAGUCAGUCACCGUCAACACAGCCUUCGCAGCUCUCGCCUACGCAGCCAUGGUUGACCUGCUGGCUCUUAAGGGCCUCGAGCAAGAUUCGUACAAAAUUCGCAGCGACCAUGUCGUAAGUGUGCGCCGGUACUGGGAUGAGGACGGCUCCAAGUAUCUCGGGUGUCACAUUCUGCCUCCGAUGCCCAUAACUGUUGAAAUACCAAGACAUAUCGGCGACAAGUUCUGGGAUUUCGCAAGAUCCUUGCACAAGGAAAUACAAAGCGAACUCAAAGCUGGAGCAGUAGUGCGAGAAGAAGCGCUGAAAACCUAUUUCAUGCCAGAAAACGUAAAUUAUGACGAGUUUUUCCAAAGCUCUCAGUCAGGACCAGCUAACAACACGUGCGACUUCUGUGUGUCCAACAUGGGCGAUGUGACAAAGCUGGUGACAGAGGGCGGCG
Molecule: messenger RNA, 1438 nt
Organism: Penaeus monodon (black tiger shrimp)
Lineage: Eukaryota; Metazoa; Arthropoda; Malacostraca; Decapoda; Penaeidae
Source: RefSeq, a predicted model, not a curated record